Messenger RNA from Penicillium taxi, 288 nucleotides. RefSeq lists its product as uncharacterized. The transcript is spliced from 2 exons. The record is from RefSeq and is a predicted model, not a curated record. NCBI's taxonomy places the organism in Eukaryota, Fungi, Ascomycota, Eurotiomycetes, Eurotiales, Aspergillaceae. Bases 1 to 288 code for a protein of 95 amino acids.
AUGGGUGUGAUCAGCUAUGGCAUUGGCCAAAAAAAAUACGGCAGUAGCCCCAUGGCGUCUACUAUUUCUUGUGCUGGGUGGAUUUUCCAUCAUAUGAGCAGGUACCGCGAAAAGUUUGGCUGCUUCGAGCGUGUCAAGGACAACAACGCUAGCAUGGAAGACAAGGCCAUCAAAUGGUACCAAGUCCGUGAAUAUCUUCUGGACCCCAAGACAUGGCUUUUAGCUCUAUUUUCUCUGGCACAGAACAUUCCUACCGGUGAUCUGGUAACCUUCUCCGCAUCAUUGUGA